Molecule: messenger RNA, 2295 nt
Organism: Zasmidium cellare ATCC 36951
Lineage: Eukaryota; Fungi; Ascomycota; Dothideomycetes; Mycosphaerellales; Mycosphaerellaceae
Exons: 2
Coding region: 1-2295 (764 amino acids)
Biological process (GO): regulation of transcription by RNA polymerase II
Cellular component (GO): chromatin
Molecular function (GO): DNA-binding transcription factor activity, RNA polymerase II-specific; RNA polymerase II cis-regulatory region sequence-specific DNA binding
Source: RefSeq, a predicted model, not a curated record
AUGGACUCUCAGCGCGGACGCUCGCCCUCGGCGGGCCACACGAAUAUAAGGCACUCGACCUCAGCAUCGCCCCACCCGCAGCAAUUGCCCUCGACGUCCUACCUCGCCGACGAUACCACUGCCCACCAGAACAACAACAACAACUUCCUCAACGCCCACGGUGCCUCAGGCGCAUUCGCCGACUCCUUCACCCAGGACUACUCCCAGCAGGCACAGUACUCGCUGGGCCCCACCUUCACCGACUUCAACCAGCAGCAGCCCCAGAACGGCGCCGUCGCCAACCAUACCUUCCUCCAGUCCGCCCAAGAUCUGUCGGGCACCACGAACCCUACCGACUCCAACGCCUUUCCCUCCUUCGACUUCAACCAGACCAACUUCGACACGAACACCUCCCUUGACCCGAGCCUGCUCUCAGCCGACCUCGACCCCACCAACGCCUUGGAACUGAUCGCGGCGCAAACGAACACGAACAACGGCACGCUCAACCCCAUGGCGACCACCAUGUCAUCUCAUUCACCCACCCCGCCCCAUCUCUUCAACACCGACAUGAACAGGCGACACUCUGGCAGCCCCAGCCCACAUGCCUCCCCGAACUUCGCACAGGCGCAACCGAACUAUCAGAUGAACAGACCGCGAAAUGUGUCAGAGUCACUUGAUCCCUCAAGUGCCAUGUUUCCACAGGGUCAGAGUAACGAGUGGAUGGGCAUGGGCGCAUACAGAUCGCACAAGAGGACACCUUCAGACAAUCUAUCGGACAUCUCUUCGAACCAUGCGUCGCCGUACAUGAACAAUCUGGACAGUUUCGAUGUAGCCAAUGCGCACUCUUCACCUUUGCUCAAUCCUACCAGCGACCCCACUUUCAACGACGGACUCGGCCUGCAGCAGUUUAGUUUGAAUGAGAACCAGCAGCCUUUCAGCCACAGCCCCGGCCACAGUCCAGGUCAUUCGCCUCAUCUCAUGCCGCAACCACAGCAUGCGCUACCUACGUUUACUGCUGACAACAACUUCGGUCUCACCAACAAUAUGAACGGUCAGUUCGGACAACAAAAUAACGGGCUGGAAAUGUUUCCGGGUGUCGGCCAAGAGCCUUUCCCAUCUCUCAACAAUGGCAACAACAACCAAGGCGCGAGCCCUGGUGAGCUUGGCCAAGCAGAUCACAUGAGCCCUCCAGAAAUCAAUAUCGACUUUGCGCCGCCUUCGAGAGUCCCCACGGAUAACAUGCGACAGGAGAACUCUCAAGACGCGCUGAGUCCGCCACUAAGAACGACAAACCGACAGCGCGCCAAAUCAGACUCAAAUCUAGGCUCGAGAUCUCCCUCGCCCGCCUUGGUCGGACGAGGUAGGUCCCCGUCUGCGGGCGGCGAGAGUCUUUCGCCAUUCGACAACAACAGCAAACCCUCCUCGCGGUCGUCUUCCCCAGCACGUGGACGCAAUGGCUCGCUUAACCGCGCGCGUAGUUCAAGUAACGCUUCAGACGAGCGCGACUACAUUCUCGAUCUCGCAGACCCGCAGCGAACUCCAUCGAAUGGCGCAGACAGCAAGCGUGUCCAAAAACACCCUGCAACUUUUCAGUGCAACCUCUGCCCUAAGCGAUUCACGCGAGCUUACAACCUGCGUUCACAUUUGCGCACGCAUACCGAUGAGCGACCGUUCGUCUGUACCGUGUGCGGUAAAGCCUUCGCACGUCAACACGAUCGAAAGCGUCACGAAGGUUUGCAUUCUGGUGAAAAGAAGUUCGUUUGUCGUGGAACCCUACAAAGCGGCUCCCAAUGGGGCUGCGGCAGGCGCUUCGCACGUGCCGAUGCGCUCGGUCGUCACUUCCGUUCAGAAGCAGGUAGAGUCUGCAUCAAACCGUUGCUUGAUGAGGAAGCUGCCGAGCGCCAACGAGCGUGGAUGGAAGAACAGCAGCAAGCACAAGCCGCCGCUGGUAUGGUCGCUCCACAGCCGAUGGUGACCCAGCCGGCAGUCGACAUGAUGGGCAACUUCUUGCCAGAGGCACUCCUCGCACAAUACCCAGCACUCCGCGGAAUCGACUGGACCAACGUACCUCAAGGACCACCCGAAGAAGACGCCUACAGCGGGCGCAGUUCUUUCGAUGCCUCUAGCGGCGGCGAAUACUACGAAGACAUCUCCGAGAACGAAAUGGGCUCGUACCAGGAUUCCGCCAUGAGCGGGAUGAACAACAACAUGGGCAUGAACAACAUGGGAGGGAUGCAGAGCGGCGGCAACCAGCAACAGAACUUCGGUUACGGCAACCAAGCGGCGGAUUACAUGAGUGAUUUCGAAGGGCGGUGA